Messenger RNA from Pelodiscus sinensis (Chinese soft-shelled turtle), 6455 nucleotides. NCBI's taxonomy places the organism in Eukaryota, Metazoa, Chordata, Testudines, Trionychidae. The record is from RefSeq and is a predicted model, not a curated record.
AUGGUAUUUUCCUUGAUGGAAAUGAAAAUGGUGUGGAACAAGCAAAUGACUUUGUUUUAUCCUGUAAAAGGGAUAAAUAAACACAACCCAGAAACAACAUUUGAUGUGUAUGUGGAAGUGGCCUGUCCAGGGAUAAGCAAAAUUGGAGCAGAUCCUGAGGUGCGGAGGAAAUUCCCAGAGGACUACAGUGACCAGGAAGUUCUACAGACUUUGACCAAGUUUUGUUUCCCCUUCUAUGUGGACAGAAUUACAGUUAGCCAAGUUGGCCAGAAUUUUACAUUUGUACUCACAGACAUUGACAGUAAACAGAGAUUUGGAUUCUGUCGCUUAUCUUCUGGGGCCAAAAGUUGCUUCUGUAUCUUAAGUUAUCUCCCAUGGUUUGAAGUCUUUUAUAAGCUGCUCAGCAUCUUGGCAGAUUAUACAGCAAAAGGACAGGACAGUCAGAGGAAUGAACUCCUAGAAACACUCCAUAAACUACCUAUACCUGACCCAGGAACACCUGUUGAUCUCAGUGUGCAUUCUUUCUUUACCGUGCCUGACAUCACAGAGCUUCCUAGUAUUCCUGAGAAUAGAAAUCUGACAGAGUAUUUUGUAGCUGUCGAUGUCAACAACAUGCUGCAUCUCUACGCUAGUAUGCUAUAUGAACGCCGCAUCCUCAUCUGCUGUAGUAAAUUGAGCACUUUAACUGCCUGCAUUCAUGGGUCUGCAGCUAUGCUCUACCCAAUGUUCUGGCAACAUGUUUACAUUCCAGUUCUACCCCCGCAUCUGUUGGACUACUGCUGUGCCCCGAUGCCUUACCUCAUUGGAAUACAUUUAAGUUUAAUGGAGAAAGUUAGAAAUAUGGCCCUGGAAGAUGUGGUGAUUCUUAAUGUUGACACCAACACACUGGAAACCCCUUUUGAUGAUCUACAGAGCCUUCCUAAUGAUGUGGUUUCUGCACUCAAGAACAGAUUGAAGAAAGUCUCCACAACUACUGGGGAUGGAGUAGCAAGAGCAUUCCUAAAAGCCCAGGCCUCUUUCUUUGGGAGCUACAGAAAUGCACUGAAAAUUGAACCCGAGGAGCCAAUCACUUUUUGUGAAGAAACGUUUGUGUCUCAUCGUUCUACCGCCAUGAGGCAGUUUCUUCAGAAUGCUAUUCAGCUCCAGCUCUUUAAGCAGUUUAUUGAUGGACGCCUUGAUCGUCUCAACUCUGGAGAGGGCUUCAGUGAUGUUUUUGAAGAAGAGAUAAAUAUGGGAGAAUAUGCUGGGAGUGACAGACUGUACCAUCAAUGGCUCUCCACAGUAAGGAAAGGAAGUGGAGCCAUUAUAAAUACAGUAAAAACCAAAGCUAACCCGGCUAUGAAGACAGUUUAUAAGUUUGCAAAAGAUCAUGCAAAAAUGGGAAUAAAAGAGGUGAAAAACCGCUUGAAGCAAAAGGACAUUGCUGAGAAUGGAUGUUCUGCAGCACCAGAAGAGUCCCUACCAAGACCAGCUCCUUCCCCAUUGGUUGAAAAGAAGGAACCUAAGCUUAGAGAAGAUAGAAGACCAAUCACAGUUCACUUUGGACAGGUUCGUCCUCCAAGACCUCAUGUCGUUAAGAGACCCAAGAGCAACAUUGCCGUGGAAGGGCGAAGGACUUCAGUUUCCAGUCCAGAACAGCCUCAGCCAUACCGGGCCCUGAAAGAGUCUGAUAGUGCCGAUGGGGAAGAGGCUGUCAGUCCAGAGAAAGCAGAGGAGGCCCUGCCUCAAAACCCUCCUGCUCCUGACCAGAUCACAGAAAUUAACCUCCUGGAGGACAUUUUCACCAAUUUAGAGGUGGAAACGCAGCCUCAACUUCUCAGCCAAGCCAAGAGCUUGGAAGACCUAAGGACCCCAAAAGAGGAGAGUGCUCCACAAUGUACGUUUGAUUAUCAGAGAAUGGAUCUUGGUGAAUCCGAGAGGAGCAGGAUCGUGCCAGCCAUGAAACUCUCUCAUCCCUACAACAAGUUGUGGAGUAUGGGUCACGAUGACAUGGCCAUUCCUACCAAAUAUUCCCAAAGCUCACCAGAGAGGCCCCUGACUUCUUUUGGGACCAUCCCAUCAAUCCCACGGAGGCCCCGGAGCAAAGACAGCAUCCUGGCCCCUGCAGAGAGGGAGGAAGGCAGCGCAACUGUUCACGGAAACAUCACCAUCCCUAGACCCCAGGGCAGAAAAACUCCAGAGCAAGGGAUCGUCCCACCACCCCCGGUACCCCGACCCACCAAACAGCAGACUCCGGUGGGAGCAGCAGACACUGUGAACACCUGCCCUGCGGGACGCAGCGACUUGGCUUCGCAGCUCAUGCAGGAGGCCUUUACAGCCGGGAACGUGUCCCUUGACCUGGAAUUCAGACAGUCGGUAAAUUAUUCCCCUCGCCCCUCUCAGCUUCUGCCCAGUGCUAGCAGUGCUGCCGAGAUGCUCCAGCCCGUCAGGGUUAGCGCCGACAGUGCCGAGCGUGAGAGUGACUACCUUCUCAGCCUGCUGGACCCCUUGAAAACCACCAGCUGGCAAAACACAGGACCCCAGCAAGGCGCUAGCAAUGUGCAGAGCUCCGCCUCACCUGGCUCUGCUGCUGGCUUUGCUUCAGUGGGCGGGGAGUUUGCCUCUUCUCCGGCAGCACCGUUCACCCACCCGCUGGGAUACCCUCCGUCAGCACCGCCGUUUCUGCAGCCCUCCCUCAACCCAUUUACACAGACGGUGCCAGCAUCCCUGACGAUGUCUCUGGCCAGACCCCCAGGGGGACCCUUUACCCCGCCGUUAGGCCAUGCUUAUAGCACCAGCUUCAUGACACCUAAUUCUGGCUUUUACCAACCACAGCGACAUCAGCCAGGCAUUUCAGCUUUGUCCAUGCCCCAUCUGUUUGGCCAGGCUACACCACCAGCACAGGCUAGUUCCUUACUACCGCAGAACCAUAGCCCUUCCCCAGCCAGCUCUCUGCUGCCAGCACGCGUAAGUGGGCCUUCUCAAAUCCGAACCUUGCCAGCCGGCCGUUCUGGCUCAAAGAUAGAUGUCAAGCAAGGGUUGGCACGAAGUUCUAGUGACCGCCCUCUGAUCCCCCCAAGGCCCGCUAAGAGCUCAGAGUCCGGGUUACUGCCCUCAAAGCCUGAGGAGACAAAAGAUCCAUUUGAAGAUCUGUUAAAAAAGACAAAGCAGGAGGUUUCGGCCACCCCAGGUAAAGUAGAUCAGCUCAGAAAGCGCUGGGAAACCUUUGAAUAAUGCUCCACACGACCGCCUUCCUUUUGGGAUUAGAUUCUUCUUCUUAUUUGGUUGGCUUGUUUUGAGCCAACACAAAACCAAGUUUCUUUAUAUGGAAAGUUAUGGACACAGGAAACACAACUGCUCUUCUAGAAUUCACAAGCAAGUGCUACUGGCUGGAGUCCAUUUUGUUGAUGGAACCCCCAUGUCGUCCCAUUACCAGCUCUGGUUUUCACACUGGUAACCUAGCGGGCUCUUUGCCUGCAGUCGGUGAAACCUCCAAUGACCCUUGCGCGGGCCAAAGCAUUAAGGUUAUUAGAUUGUAUUUUCUUUCCUUUUCCCACAAAUGGCCUUCUCAAGAUACUACUGAACCAGAAACUGCUCAUUUCCUCCCUUGUAUUCUCACAGCACGUUCAAUUUCUUCAGUUAUACAUAUUGCUUUGAAUGUUUGCUUACGUACGUAGUGUGCAGCAACUAACCAAAACCGGUGGUUUGUAUGGAGUUAAUCCACUGGGCUUCCACUGAGUUUGUUCACUAGCCUGUUUAGCAAUAUAUACAUUUCACUGAUUACACAAUUGUAUGAGCUUUUGUUGUAGGUUUUGGGUUUUUUUACACUCACCCCGUGACCAUCACCCACAGAGCAGGGACUUCUUCAGUACAGACUCCAUAGUAUUCCCAGUUACAGCAAAACAACAGUACAGAGCGAAACAUCCGUGGCUCAGGGCUCGAUCUGCUGUCUCCGGUGGGAAAAUGGAAGCACCAGCAAUUUAAUUUUUAAACAAAGACAUUGGAAAGUGUCUUGUGAUGGAGUCCUUAAACUAUAGCCUACUUAAUCUGUACCUGUGCAUCAAUAUGAUCGAUCAGUGUUCUAGAUGGCAGUAUUUGAAUGGAUGUAAAAAAGAGAAAAAACAGCAGGACAUAAGUAUUCCAAGAUCUUGAGUUCUCCAAGCCAAACCGCAGUCCAUUGAUGAGAAGGCCUGUUUUCAGAUUGGUAAAGCCACAGUCCAUGUCAUACCCAGAAAUCACAAGCUAUAGCUAUUCCCACGUCAACAACGUAACACUAAAAUGUCAGGUGACAGCUGCCUGUCAUUGCUGUAUUUUUGGAAGCACUAAGUGCCACCUGGGCGCAGCUGAGAUUUCGUCACCGUGUACAAGGUUCAGCAUCCCUCAUUCACACUUUCAGAAGUGUCGAGAACUUUGUUCCCACUUUUGCUGAGGUCACAAAUGGAAGGUGGUGGGAACCAGGUGAUGUACCAUAAAGCAAUGAACAUGUGAAAGGAUUUAUUGAUUUGGAUUUUGCACAACAUUUCUCUCCGGCGACCAUGACCUCAAACAUUUCAAUGCUUAGGGUUGGCAUUUCUGUAAGAACUGCUACCUGUACCAGGGUCAUUUUUGUUUGUUACAUAAGUAUUGUUGGGCUUUGGCUUUUUUACUUUGAGACAGUUUGCUUUAAAACACCUACUCAGAAGUAAUUUUGUCACAAUUUUGUCUUUGUUUAAGCAAAAGAAGCAGUUGUAGACACAUGGGAAAUUCUUGUGAGACUCUGUCCAAAUUCUCUCUGGUAUAUGUAUUUUGUUCCUAGAAUCUCCUUGCGGGCUCUCUUAAUCUAGUGUAUUAAAAUGGCCAUCUACAUUGGAGCCUGUGCAAUAUAAGAAAAUCUACUCUAAUAACAGAAUGCCAACAGUUUGAGGGAGACCUUAAUGUUGCAUUGGUGUUUCUGGAAAGUACUACUGUUUUUACACACCAGUCAAUCAGUUUUGUAUUUCUUUUCUUUGUGGGGAGCUAGAAGGUGAAUGAUUUUCAUAUUGCCUAGUUCUGUAUAGUAAAAUAUUUAACAUCUACAAGAUUAGCAGCAUUUUGUUCUAGACUGUACAGAAUGUGAAUUUCUGAGAUACCAAUUUGGUCUAGACACUCUGAACCCUUUAACUGCUGUAUGCUCACUCAUAAACCUUUCCCAGAGGUGUGUAUGAUAGAGGGAAGUAUCUGAAUUGCCAUUUCAUGUACAUGUACGUCUCUUUUUUUCCUUUUGAAUGCUAUGCACUGGCUGUGUGGUGAAUAUUCGUUUUAAACUAAGUGGGAAAAUGCUACGGUAUUUCUGUAUCGUUGCAAAGUAUUUUCCAGCCUUAUUUAAUGUUUUAUUCUGUUCACCCAUUUGUCCAACAGAUUGUCGUGAGCGGUCUGCUGCACUGUUCUUUUGAAACGCACAAACAAGUCUUGAUGUUUAAAAAAAGCCAACCCUGAGACCCUGCAAAAUAUUCAAACACUUGAUCGUCCUCUUCCCUUUCUUUUACAUAAGGAAAAAAAGGUGGGCCCACUCGGGAGAGAUCCAUAGUAGGUAGGGAGCACUUUGCUAGUGCUUGUCUGGUCCCUCACUUCUUGGAUUGGAUCUGCAAAGGAGGAAAUCCGUCUCGCGUGUUCAGCAAAAUAAAAGAAUCAAACCAUCACGGGUGCUAUUGUUUGUCUCAUUGAAACUGUUGAAUACCUGACAUGAUCUGUGGCAGGGAAUUUGGGACUCUGGGCUUUGCAUUCACCUAACAGCUAGCAAGUUUUUAGCAAUUUCCAAAUGGCAUUAUACUCCGCACGGUGGGGGAGAGAUUUUCAUCUUAGCUGGUGUUGUCCAUGUUUGCUUGUUUUUUAUACUGCAUCCCUUAUUUACAUUUGCUCUUAUCCAUCACAGUGUUCUUUUCCCUCUCGUUUUGAAAGCUGCUAAGUAUAUGGGCCAGAGCACAGCAAUGCACCUCUUGGUAAUCAAACUGUUGUUCUGAUUUGUCUUGUUGAGCAAGUUGAGGUGUGGGGUUGGAUAUUUUGGGUAAAAAAAAAAUCUGUUUGAUUUCUGUGUUCUCAAGAAGCCUGUAUAAAGUGUGAGUUCGUUACUUUGAAUUUAGCUUCACAGAUUUGUCAAUGACAUUUUAUGGGACAUAACUAUUAAUCUAGGUUGGGAGUUCUUGUGCUAAAUGUUUUUCAUAAGUCAAAUGUCAUUUGUCAGAAAUCACACUUUUAAUAGAAACCUCAUUUUACAAGAUGUUGUUGGGAACGUUUCUCAGAUCCGUGAGUAGGUGAGUGAGACUCCUGCUUCAGAAUAUGCAGCAACUCCAUGGUUAGGGCACCCAUCGGGCACUCACCUGGGAGGUGGGAGACCCAAGUCCAACUCCCUGCUGUCUUGGAUUUGGAACCAAGUGGACCCCUGGCUAUUCUUUUCUGGCAUGAUGGGCUGUGUGUGUCCACUUUUUCAUGGCAAAAAUGUGACUUCUCAUUCUGCAUCC